GGCUUUAGUCCGGCGAGCGCCAGCGCAGCGAGGCUCGAGUUUCGUGAGGUUCGAUACCGACUCGUCCGACUCGCCGCGUUUUGCGUGCGGAAAGCCAGAAAAAUCGCACACACUCGCAGCGCGCAAAAAAGCGCCCGUCGCCAUUUCAUCAACGCGCGCCGUAUUUCGCAUUUGUUUUUCUUGCGAAGAGCGUCUGAAAUAAAACGCGUGCGUGUUUUGUGAGUGCGUGUGUAAAAAUCAACAAAAAGUGUCGCUGGGUAGCGCAGAGAGAGUGAGUGACGAUGAACGCCGACAGCGGCGUUGGAUUUAAAUGCUAGAUGAGGAUACGCGAGUGCGGUGAGCGACGACACACCAGCACCCAACAGCCGAGAGCGCACGACACGGCGGCCGCCGCGAGUAGUAGUUGUUGUAGGCGCAAGGGCAGCUUCGGCUCGCUCGGACGUCGGCGUCGACGUCAGCGCCGACCCGCCGCCAGCGCAUCUAUGUGAUGGAAGAGGAGGAACGGACGCGCACCAACGGGCACGUCACGACCACAAGGAGCCACCACCGCCGCCGCACGCAGGAUUAUUCACCGAGCGAUUAUUCGCCCGCUAAGCAAUGAGCGUCGUUGGCCUUAGCCGCCGCGUAGCGCCCCCCAUAACGCUGCCAGUCACGCUGGAAGACCCCGCCACGAACUGGAAGGGACCGCCGCCCGGCUCGGAGGGGCAGAACUUCGGAGGGCCGAACGCCAACUCGUUUUCGGGGCCGGGUGGCGCCGGCGGCUUUCAAGGACCAUCGCCGUUCCAGGGGCCGCCGGGUGGUGCCGGCUCGCCGGCGGGGGCGCCGUCGUAUGGUGGCGGCCCACCGCCCGGCUCUACCACGCCGCAGUACACCGCCUCGCCGGCACCCUCCGGCUCGUCGACGCCCGGUCCCGGCCCGGGGCCGCAGAGCGUCGGCAAUGCCGGCUUCCCACCGCCGCCAAACAGUGCCGGCCCACCGUAUAAUGGACCGGGGCCGGGACCUUUCGGCUCGCCGUCGGCGGGUGGUCCACCGUAUGGAAGACCCGGGUCUUCGGGGCCACCGUUUGUCGGUGGGCCGGGGCCGGGUGGACCUGGGGGUAAUCCGCAUUUUGCUUCACCGGGACAACCGUUUGGGGGACCCGGUGGGUUUGGUAUGCCGCCGGGGUCGCCGUUUGGGCCGGGACCGGGACAUCCGAUGUCGGGGCCGAUGGGACCUGGGCAUGGGAUGAUGUCGGGGCAGAUGGGACCAGGGCCCAAUCCAGUCGAUAGGAUGGAUCAGGGAUCGUUGCCCGUGCCGAGAAGACCGACGCCAUACUUUGGCCAGCCCGAUUACCGCAUCUACGAACUCAACAAGCGGCUGCAGCAGAGGACUGAGGUGAGCGCAAGCAAUGAGUGUGAUAACCUGUGGUGGGACUCCUUCGCAACCGAGUUCUUCGAAGAUGACGCCUCCCUGACGUUAGCGUUUUGUUUAGAAGAUGGACCUAAGAGAUAUACAAUAGGAAGGACCUUGAUUCCAAGGUAUUUCCGAAGCAUAUUCGAGGGCGGAGUGACGGAAUUGUACUACAAUAUGAAGCACCCGAAAGAAUCCUUCCAUAAUACUAGUAUUACACUCGACUGUGAUCUAUGCACGAUGAUUACGCAUCACGGCAAACCACUGUUUGCAACGGUGUGUACAGAAGGUCGCCUCAUAUUGGAGUUCACGUUCGACGACCUGAUGCGGAUAAAGUCGUGGCUGUUCAACGUGCGCGCGCACCGCGAACUGAUACCGCGCUCCGUCGUCGGAAUGCACUCCUCGCAGGACCCCUCCAUGCUGGAGCCGCUCUCCAAAAACAUUACGCGACAGGGCAUCACGAAUUCAACAUUAAAUUAUCUUAGGCUAUGUGUAAUAUUAGAACCCAUGCAGGAGCUGAUGUCGCGACACAAGGCGUACGCGCUGAGUCCGCGCGACUGCCUCAAGACGACGCUGUUUCAAAAGUGGCAGAGGAUGGUUGCCCCGCCGGGUAAGAGAGAAUCACAACGACCGCCCAACAAGAGACGAAAACGCAAGGGCUCCAAUUCGGGCGGGGCUGCGAACAGUGCGCCUCCCGCGCCCAACAAGAAACGAUCACCGGGACCGAAUUUCUCUUUAGCAUCACAAGACGUAAUGGUAGUGGGUGAACCUUCGCUGAUGGGUGGCGAGUUCGGGGACGAGGACGAGCGGCUGAUCACGCGACUGGAGAAUACGCAGUACGACGCGGCGAACUCGCUGGAUCACGACAACCACGGCUUCCACGCCGACUCACCGAUGCCGGGCGCGAAUUCGUGGGGCGGGCCCGGCGUGGGCGAUCGUGGUGGCCCGCCGGGUGGGCCUGGCGGCGCGCCCAAUAACCAGGACUCUGAUAAGAAAUCGCCUGCGGUGAGCCAGUGAUGCUAGUGGACGUAUAAACUCUAAAAUUGCGCGGACCCACAGUAUUUGACAGACGGGCACGAAUAUUAUAUAAUAAACUAGUUGUGUUGCUGACAAUUUUCGGUGGUUCCCGGAGUGCAACUGAGAUCGCGGUUCGUUUUGGAACCGCCGCUACGAGAUCACCAAUCGGGGCAGCGAAUGUGGAGCAGCUCAGCGUGUGUAGAUGAAAUAUUGUACAGCGUAGAAUUUACAUCACAAACAAACAAUUUGAGAAAAAAAUGCGGAAAAUUAAACAUUACAAGAAACAACACACAAAAACAAAAAAAAACACUGAAACUUAAAAAAAGAACGGCAGUCUUUGAUUGAUUGACCAAUUGAGCGAACUUUUUCAAACAAAUGAAGUACACAAGAAAUCAUUAUUACUAUAUAAAGUAUAAAAAUAUAUUAUUAAUGUUUCACGUUAAAACGCCAUCUGCGCGUGGACGUAAAGUCCAGUGCGUCAGGACGCAUCGCCCACAAAUGUUUGAAUAGUAUAUUUUAAGCAAGUGUUGAGUUCCUAUGGGUUAUUAUUAUUAUUUGUCUUCGAAUGAAAGAACUGAGCGUGCGAUGCGUUCUGAUGCGCGCGUUGUGUCCACGCUCAGAUGGCCUCUUAUAGUCAUAUUCAUACGAGCAGAGCUCUUUCAAAAAAUGGAAAGCGAAACGGAGCAAUCUCUCCUGUAUUAGGAUCAAUUUUGUAUAGUAAAUUGCUAAAUAAGUUAUUGAUUAAUAAUGUCCAUUCGAUACAAUGAGAUUUGUUUAAACAGUUGCGCACACGAUCUCAUCACCCCCAUCCACCUCACACACAAAAAAGAUAAACAAUUGAUGUAUCUGAUGAGAUUAUAAUUUAAACGUUUUUAAACUGACUCCGAUCAACCCCCCGGAGGUCGAGUGUGCAACUGUUUGCGUCAUACUUUUAAGCGGAACACGAAAAUUUAAACAAAAGGGUGCAAGAGUACAUCGCGCUGGUCGAUGUAUUUUCUAUUUGGAGACGUGCGCGGGGAGAGUGUUUCUUUUAUAUCUACGAAAUGAUCGAACCAAACCAAUCAACACCCCCUACACGAGAAUCUAAUGUUACGUCACGCUGAAAACUUAAAUAAAUGUGUUGUAAUUUAUUUUUAAUUUAUAAGCAGAUGCGAGCCGAUUCGUUGUUGAUUUUGCAUUUUCUUCUUAUGUUAGACACCAAUGUCUAAGGUACAAAUUUUCGAAGUGCAAGCGCGCGCAAGCCGAGAGAACGAAACACAUGGUACUUAAAUUGUUACAGUUUUUCAGUCUGACUGCGAUUAGAUGCGGUGUGUAGCGAGACAUGCAAUAGGUGUUUUUUAUUGAAUGAUUGCAUUUUAAUUGUAACUAUGUAAUUAUUGGGAUGUUGUGGCGUGCGCGUACGUGUACGUACGUCUCAUGUCCUCGGACGCGUUGUAUUUUUACAGAUCUUUUUUCUUUUGUUUGUUUAUUAUUUUUUUGGUCAGUAGUUGUGUGUAAUUUUUUCUUUUCUUUUGAGUCCUUUAUCCAGAUCCUCGACCUGCGUCCCGACCCUAUGCAAAACCCACCUUCACUCCUUGAUCAGGUUAUUUGGUUACUUAAACGAUUUAUAAUGAAUAUCAAUAUGAUUAUUGUAAAAAAUGAACGAUUAUGAUGAAGAAAUGGGCUGCGAUUCUUGCGGCGAAAACAAAAACCCUCAAUACAACUCUUACAGAUAUUAA
This is a messenger RNA of Dalotia coriaria, 4124 nucleotides long. It is a transcript of the gene Chi, whose product is annotated as LIM domain-binding protein 2 Chi. Gene Ontology annotation, molecular function: LIM domain binding. Gene Ontology annotation, cellular component: nucleus; transcription regulator complex. The record is from RefSeq and is a predicted model, not a curated record. The transcript is spliced from 9 exons. NCBI's taxonomy places the organism in Eukaryota, Metazoa, Arthropoda, Insecta, Coleoptera, Staphylinidae. The coding region runs from base 598 to 2406 and encodes 602 amino acids. Gene Ontology annotation, biological process: negative regulation of transcription by RNA polymerase II; positive regulation of transcription by RNA polymerase II; nervous system development.